UUGUUCCCCUCCUAAGUUCAUUCCCAACCUGCUGCCUCUCAUCUCAACAAAGCCACAGACUCUUCCUCUAUCAUGGCCUCAUCCUCAUCCAUGGAUGUCGGAAAAGAAGCCACAUGCCCCAUCUGCAUGGAGUAUCUGACAGACCCUGUGACCUUGGACUGUGGUCACAACUUCUGCCGGGACUGCAUUGUAAAGUAUUGUGACACAUGGGAACCAAUGCAGGUGGGAGACUUGGAGUGUCCUGUCUGCAAAGCCCGGAUGCAGAGAGGGAGUUUCCGCCCCAAUUGGCAGCUGGCCAAUAUCGUGGAAAAAAUUAAACUCCUGCCACCAAAUAAAGGGGGAAAGGAUCUGUGUAAGGGACACAAGGAAAAACUCCACCUCUUCUGCAAAGAAGAUGAAGAAUUGGUGUGUUUACUUUGUGAGCGAUCCCCAGAACAUAAAUCGCACAUUGUGGUUCUCAAGGAAGAGGCUGCCCAGGAAUACAAGGUAGGAAGUCAUUUUGACACUUGCCAACACAAUCCUUUCAUCUCUUUUUCAGUGUAUAUACAGUGGUACCUCGGGUUACAUACGCUUCAGGUGACAGACUCCGCUAACCCAGAAAUAGUACCUUGGGUUAAGAACUUUGCUUCAGAAUGAGAAUAGAAAUUGUGCAGUGGCAGCGGGAGGCCCCAUUAGCUAAAGUGGUACCUCAGGUUAAGAACAGUUUCAGGUUAAGAACAGAGCACCGGAACAAAUUCAGUACUUAUGUGCUCUUAAUGUUGCUGUAAAGCAAACGUAAUAAAUUGCUAAUCUGUACAUUCAUGAGAAUCAGAAAUUGGGCCUCAUUUCUGUGCUAUCUAAAACAGAACAAAAACUUUGUUCUGCUUACAAAGCAACUUUUUAAAAUGUGUUUUUGUUUUUAAAAGCACUGUUUUUCUGCACUUACGCUAAAGGGUUCCUGUGUAAUGUAAUCAUAAUGAUGAACUGGAGUAAGAAUAAAGAAAUGGAAGUUCUCGUGCUUUAGAUUUUUUUUAGUGUACAUCAAAAAACCCUAGAAACUCCUGGAGCAAUUAUUAAGCAAAAAUUGAAUAAUAGGGCCCAGGUACUAGAAGUAAGCAUAAUAUUAAUUAGGGCCUGCAGCCCUAAUCAAAUCUUAGAUUUUGUUUCCUCUUCAGACAAUCAUCUGUCGUCACCUGGAGCAUCUGAGGAAAGAGAGAGAGAAAAUUCUGGCUUACGAAGCAAACAUGGGAAAUGAAAGCAACAACCUGCUUGUAAGUGUCACCAUUACUACAAAGGGGACAAGUAUUUGAAGGACCAAGUCAGGAUUGUUAUGUACUGAAGUUCUCACCCUGGGCCAGCAGGGGGAUACUGUAGAUAGUUAUGCAAAUGAAGGAUCGAAAGUGACGUUCAGUGAUUGGAUAGUUUUAGAAAAUUGUUACAGUUACGUUGUACUGGAGCUCUAUAUAAGCAGGCUGACAGAGCUCUUCAGUUCAGUUCUGUUCUGGCCUCUGAAUAAACAAGAGCUGUUUGAAGAAUCGCUGUGUCGUCUAAUAUGUUCGCCCACAACUUAACAAUGAUGUAGCCCCAUUGCUGAGUGAUUUACCAUAAAAUUGUUUCAAAACACUCUGCCUUCCUCUUUUCCUCUUUCUUCCUGGUUCUUGCAGAAAUUAACAGAAACUGAGAGGCAGAAUACACUGGAGAGGUUCAGACAACUGCACCAGUUUCUGGAAGAAGAAGAAAAGAGUCUGCUGAAUGAAAUAGAAGAGAUGGAGAAGGAGAUCACAAGAAGAAGGGAGGAGCAGCUGGCUAGACUCUCAGAGAAACUCUCCUCUCUUGAAAGGAGCAUCCGGGAGAUGGAGGAGAAGAGUCAGCAGCCAGCGAGUGAACUCCUGCAGGUGAGACUGUGGCAGGAACAGCCCAAAGUUCCUCUCUAGUGGUUUAACCACACUUACCUUUUGCCUCGCUCUUUCCAGGCUCUGCCAAAGUGCUCUUUUCUUCCCCCCACAGAACUUCCCCACAAAAACUCACUCUUUAAUGCCGAGUGCAACAAACGGCAAUUCAGUUCUUCUGUGGAUUGCCGUUUGCUUUGAUUCAGCUUUAAAGAGCAGAUUUUUGCAGGGAAAGCUCCAGAGGAGGAAAAAAGAUGCUUGGACAACUAUUUGUUUAUUUAUUAAAUUUAUAUUCCUCCCUAUACCUGGAGGUCUCAGGGUGGUUCACAGGAUAAAAUUACAAUAUAUAAAAAUAUAAAAACACAAAAAAUAUAAAUAUUGUUCUCAUGUGGCCACUCUGGACCUCUCGUGGAGGGGACACAUGAAUAAGGGCCUCAGAAGAUGAUGUCAGGGUCUGGGUGGGUUCAUAUGGAAAGAAGCGGCCCUUGAGGUAUUGUGGCCCUGAGCCAUUUAAGGCUUUAUAGGUCAAAACCAGCACUUUAUUUGGCAAUUUUGUUUGGCAAAGGAAACACCUGAGAGUGGAUACUAUUCCAGUGCGGACUCCUAUGCAGAAAGGAGGACUGGCAGUACCUAAUUUAGCUUAAUAGUAUGAAGCUGCCCAGCUCACAUGGUUAAAUUUAAGGAUAUCUCAGAAAUUGGAAAUGAAACUCUUUCAGUUAGAACCAUUAUUCAUAAUUUCUCCUGUGGCCAAUAUACUAUGGAUACCUUGGAAAAACAGAGGAGAAGAUCCCAUGAAUUUUCAUCAGGUUUUAAAAUAUAAUCAUCAGAAACUAAUCUGGAGAACUAAACUUAAGAUCAGAAAGAUAAAAACUGAGAGAAAUUGAAAUGAUAGAUUAAUCCAGGGGUAGGCAGUCUGAAGAUGUAAUGGCAUCCGGCACACUUCCCUGUGACCCUCUGAGACUUAAGAUCUCUUCGUGGCUCCAAGCAGAGUAUCGCAGCAGCGGUUUGUGCCUUUGUGUGGGUGCAAUAAAUCAUAGUCUGUACGCAGGCUUCUUGCUAAUCCAAGAAGGCUUUAAUCAUUGCACAGAAAAACAUCAUAAAUCAGCCAGGAGAUCGAGUGGACAUCUCCUCGGCUCAACAGCUAAAAGUGAAAGUAACUCACACACAAAGAAAGAUUCCUGUAUGUGAACAAAACCACACCUCAGAAUGCAGAGAUGUCACACAGAACUGUUUAACUCUGUAAGUUCUGAUUCUGCUCACAGGCAGCCUAAGGCCCAUGGGCCGGAUGUGGCCCAAUCGCCUUCUCAAUCCGGCCCACGGAUAGUCCAGGAAUCAGCGUGUUUUUACAUGAGUAGAAUGUGUGCUUUUAUUUAAAAUGCAUCUCUGGGUUAUUUGUGGGUCAUAGGAAUUCAUUCAUUACCUGCCCCCCAUAUAGUCCGACCCACCACACGGUCUGAGGGACGGUGGACCAGCUCAUGGCUGAAAAAGGUUGCUGACCCCUAGAUAAAUCCAUUCCUAUCCAAAACUUUGGAGUUUGCUAGGCAGACUCACCCAGAGGGCCAGAGGGCAUCUAUAAUGGGUAUGGGGUUGCUCGUGCGUAAGUUGCCGCCUCUCCUGGCUAUGUUGCCUUGUUAAACCUUUCUGUCUGGACAGCCCUUCACUUCGUGGCUGCCUCAGUCGCUAGCAGAAUCCGUCAGUGGGCGUUUCUUAAACCUCUUCCAACAUAAAAGUUGUUUGACGCCCAGUCUCCUCCUACUCUCCCUGUGUGGAAGUCUUCUGCGCAGGGAGGGCGUGGGUAGCGGAGAACCCGUGCUCUCCCCGCUGGUGUCCAGUGAAGAGUCCUGGAGCCCUCUCGCCCAUUCCCCCAUCUGCCCCCCUUUAUCCCUGGUGUAACGUUGAUUUGCUUCCCCCUCUGCUGAACUGCCUCUCUCCCUGCUUGGCCCUUCUCCAGCAUCAUUUGAGAGCCUUCCCUCCACCUCAGGCUCCGAUGUCAGUUCCCUGACAGCAUCCCUUCCGGGGUCUGAUGGGUCUUCAUUAUAUGGCCUGUGGUAGGCAGUGAAUCCCAUUCUUCUUUCCCUCUUUUCCUUUCUAGGAUGUGAGAAGCACCUUGCAGAGGUAAGUGAAUCCUGCUCAUCUCCAUUAAUAUCACUCUGUGAAACUGGGAAAGGUCCAGGAGGACAGGAAAUAAAACCUGCCCCUCCAGGCUCUUAGGAUGUGGUGAAAGGUCCCAACAAGGGAGCAGGAGUUGAGGUGUGUGCCAUGUUCCUGAAAAUAUCUCAGCUGUAAUACGUAACUUCAAGGUGUCACAUGGGUUCAUGAUAAGAGGAUAGAAGAAAGAUAUCACUUUUGUCAACAGCAGCAAUCAUCUUUUCCCCCUCCACAUUGUAGGUAAUGCAGCCAAAAUUGAAAAGCUCUGAGCAGGAUGGUAUCACUUGAUUUUAUUUCUCCAUUUGAGUAGAUUUAACUGAGGAGAUUCAGAGAUCUGGGGCUGCUCCUUUGGCCCUCAGAUGUCUGCCUCUGGAGUCCCUAGUAAGGAGGAAUCAUCUCCCCUCUGUGCCUCCAUUCCUUUGUGUCUCCCUCUCAGCUUUCUAUAUUCUCUUUCCUCUUCUCAAUUGCUUUCUUUUGCUGCACUCAGAAAUUCUGCAAUUGAAUGGGUUAAUGUUUAUUUUUCCCCAUCAGGUGUCAGCUAAGGGAAACAUUUAAGAAUCCAAUGGAUUUCCUAUCAAAGUUGAAGAGGCGGAUCUCAAAUUUCCGCGCUAAACAUCCCAUUCUGUAUGUUGGGGUGAAGGAAAUCAAAGGUAAUGAGUGGCUGCAAGGAUUUUACACUGGACAAUAUAUUAGUCCGAAAGUUGAACAUGCCAGGCUCUUACUGUAUUUUAUUUACUCUUGCCACAAACAGCAAUAGGAGCAAAGUCAGAAUUUAUUUUUGUUCCAGUGUUCAGUUCACAGUUGUACUGAACCUCCUUUUCAUUUUGGUUCUUUAUACUCCACUUGUGUUUUCCCAUCCCGAUGGGCAUUAGAACGGCUCUUAACAAACACACCGUUACUCCACUCCCAGGUCAAGCUUGUUUCCCAGCUGUGGAAUUAUCUCCUAAGUUCUCUCUUCUUCCUCAGACUCCCACCAGCAGCUGACAUACCUAGCGCUGCAACCAUCAUGAUCUCCUGAGUGUUCUUGUGGUGUUUUGUUUUUUAAAUCUCCUUGAAAAUUCACCAGCCUCUCUUGGUGGUGGUUUAAGGGUAAAGGUACCCCUGCCCGUAUGGGCCAGUCGUGUCCGACUCUGGGGUUGCGCGCCCAUCUCGCUUAAGAGGCCGGGGGCCAGCGAUGUCCGGAGACACUUCCGGGUCACGUGGCCAGUGUGACGAAGCUGCUCUGGCGAGCCAGCACCAGCGCAGCACACGGAAACGCCGUUUACCUUCCCGCUGUAAAGCGGUACCUAUUUAUCUACUUGCACUUAGGGGUGCUUUCGAACUGCUAGGUGGGCAGGAGCUGGGACCGAAAGAUGGGAGCUCACCCCGCCGCGGGGAUUUGAACCACCGACCAUGCGAUCGGCAAGUCCUAGGCGCUGAGGUUUUAACCACAGUGCCACCCACGUCCCAUUGGUGGUUUAAUACUCACUAAAUUCAUCAACGUAUUUCAUCAGCAAAUUUCUCCUAAGAAACAGAUAUUUGGCUAAUGUAUACAAUUAUUCAAGCAGUUUUCAGUAGGAGAAUUCUAUUUUGUGGGUGACUUUCACUAACAUAUUCAGCUUUAUGCAGAGAUUCCCCUAAUAUAUCAGUCGGUUGGAGAACUUCAUAGCAAAAUUGAGAUAAGUGUGUGUUUUGAAGGAUUGCUGUGCUUCAGUUCCUGUAUUGUUUCAGAAAGUGUGAAUGCAAAAUAAAUUGAAUUUCUGCCCCAUUCUUGCUUCUACCAAAAUGUUUGUUAAGAAUCUGAAAGAAUUUUAAUUGUUUGGUCAGGCAAAUUCUUCCUCUGCAAGUUUAAUUUGUCAUUAUGGUUAACAAUUUUGACUUCCAUAAAUGAUUUUUCAUCCGUUUACCUGGGACAACUGUUAAGGUUAUAGACAGCUCUCCCUUGCAUUCUUUUAAUACAUUGAUAUUGCAGUGUUUCUGUCAUUUCUCAGUUUAACAUUUUUUUUUUUUUUAUCUUUUCAUACAGUUUUCUUAUGUGUAAUUGUUGGUUCUAUAUCAACAUUUUACUUGAAAUAAAGAAACAAUUGAUAUUAUGUCAUUUAGUGAAAAGGUUGUCACAAAAUUAUUUGAGGUAUAAAAGUCUAGCUCUCAGUCUUUAUAUCUCUUUGCUUCCUCAGAUGCUCUGUCAUUCGGAAGACAUCCUCAGAAAGGUAACUUUUGUGAUGGACCAAAUUCAAGCACGAGUUGGGAGCUGGUAUUUCAUUGGGAUUAAAUGGUCUGUCCUUUCCUUGGUGUUAUUCUAAGAGGGAGGAGUACUUGAACUCAGUCUUCUCAUUCCCCUUUUGCUUUUGCUGGAUCCUUUGGUCUUGCCCACAUCUGAGCAUGAUUUGACUGUUAAUUAGCACUUUUGCUCUAUUCUAUUUAGAUGAGUAGUCCUCACACACAAAUACAGUGGUACCUCGGGUUAAGUACUUUAUUUGUUCCAGAGGUCCGUUCUUAACCUGAAAUUGUUCUUAACCUGAAGCACCAUUAGAAUAUUGUUCUCUAUAUGAUCCCAAAAACUCUUUUAGGCAUUUUCUCCUCUCUCAAAUGUUACAGUAAAAUGGGCCUCUCUUUGGAAUGUCUGGGGAGAACAAGACUGGCAUUGAUGGAACAGGCUCAAAUGUUUAUUUUUCAAGGUUGUAAAGAGAUAAGCAGAGGCUUGUGAGGCCAUUGCAGGAAGGAAGGGGGGGGGCAAGCCCAUGUAAGGACAUAGGAAGUUGCCAUAACUUUCGGUUUACAAGAAAUCAGGUGGUAUUGUAUUCUGCAAAUGUAUAAAAAGCUGGCUCGCUCAGAAUUCGGGGGCAGCAGGCAAUGAACAUCAGCCUGUCUGUACCUUUUUUUGUCAUGGCAAAAAUAAAUGAUUUUACUGCUGUCUAAUUGACUCUUUGAAGCGAUUUCUGAUGCUCCAAGAUAAAGGAACAAAGAAAAGGUCUAACAUUUUAGCUAAUGGGGCCUCCCACUGCUGCCGCGCCGCUGGAGCACAAUUUCUGUUCUCAUCCUGAAGCAAAGUUCUUAACCCGAGGUACUAUUCCUGGGUUAGCGGAAUCUGUAACCUGAAGUGUAUGUAACCUGAAGCGUAUGUAACCCUAGGUACCACUGUACCUGAAUUUAUCUAUGAAGAGAGCAUCUUCAGUCUUUCCCAUUCAUACCAGUAGGUGUUCCCUGUUGCAUUUGUUGCUAUCUUCUAAUUUGCUGAUUCAGAUCAUGCUGAUUUAAUACCAGCAGGGCAUGUGCACAGAGAGCUGCCCCCUUCCACUUGUUUUUCUCAAAAUAAUUCCCUGCCCAGGAAGUAAAAAACACACGGGGGGGGGGGGCGCUCCUGGUCAUGGAUUAAGCAGCAGAAACGGAGAGCUCCCAGAGAAAAUAUUUUAAAAGAUGGAUUUCUCACUCUGAAAAACAAGUAUUAUGAAGUAAAGAAUACAAAAACUUUUCAAGCAGGAAUGUAAUCUGGAGUAGUGAAAAAAUAAACACAACUCCUUAAUUUUGGGCUAGACGCCAGCCCUAGGCUGGACACCAAGCUUAUCGGCUGGAAAAGAAUUCCAAGCAAAAGGCUUGUGAAUACAAAAAUGGACAAUUAGAAAUGAUUUGACCUCUUGCAUUUAAAUAGCAGAAGGCAAAAAGAAAGGAUUAAUUUCCAGGAGAGUAAGAUAUUUGAAAUUUCGGAGCAAAUAACUGAACUGUAAUGGCUUGGGGUUCUCUCCCACAGAUGCGAGACACUCUGGUAGUAACUAACUCAGAUUUAUUGCUCAAACACAUAAAGCAUUGUGGAGCUCAGUCCUCGGCGUAUUCCCCCAAAUUUGCUGUUGCCAAGUCUGAGCUCUGCCCCUUCCUUUUCCAACAACAAAACCCCCCCUUUCUCUCUUUCUCUUUCCCGCUUCUCACAGACUCUCUCGAGCCUAUGAUUUUUCGGAUCAGCUAUUUCCGGUGUCCCUGUCUCUGAGUCUGAGCUGAAACUGACAGUCUAUGUUUUCCCCCUUGGGCUCCCCACUUCCUACUCUGUGGUGAAACUAUGGUGAAACUAUCUCUGCAAGUCUGGGGCAUGCAAAUCUUGCCUACAUUGAUUUCUUCCCUCUGAUUUCAAUGUAAACCUCUGAAAGCCCCAAAUGGGCAAUUCACAACGAGUGAUUCAAAGGAGAAUCAUUUUUCUCCUCUUGCCCCCAUCCCUUCCUCCUCCCCUUCACUGCAUAGAAGAGCUUGGGGAAUAUUUUCUGGGUUGUUUUGCUUCGUGACUGGAUUGACAGGAGGGACACAAUAAAAUAUGUUGAGUAAAAAGGAACAAAAAAGCAUUAUUUAAAAACCUGCUGGGAAGGAAUUUAUUCUGAGGUGAGUCUGGCAGAAAGAAGGGAGGGUCCCAAUCCUGAAUGAAAUGUGAGGACGCCCAUUUAUCUGAGAGGAAAUCUGGUUCUUCUGGGUGUUUCUUGGAUCAGGUUGUGCGUCUCAGACUCUAGGCUGAUUCUGCCUCUCUUCUCUUUCCCUCAUCUUCUCCCUAACAGCAAAUGUCACUCUGGAUCCAGACACGGCCCAUCCCAGGCUCAUCCUGUCCGAGGAUCGGAAAAGUGUGAGAUAUGGAGCCAAACUGCAAGACCUGCCUGACAAUCCUGAGAGAUUCAGUGACAUGCCUUGUGUGUUGGGAUGUGAGGGAUUCACAGCAGGCAGACAUUUCUGGGAAGUCACUAUGGAAAGUGGGGAAUGGUGGGCUCUGGGGGUUGCCAGGAAGUCUGUGAGGAGAAAGGGUAAUCUCACCUCUUUCUGGUCACGUUUAGUAAUGCACGCUUCCUUAACUGACUUAGGUUCUGAGGGAGGGAUCUGGGCUGUGAAGAAGUCAGGAGGUGAGUACUUUGCCUUCACCUCCCCUGAUUCCUCUCCUCUGUCCCUGAGUGAGGAGCCCAAGAGGAUUUGGGUGACUCUGGACUAUGAAGUGGGACGUGUGUCUUUUUCUGAUGCUGACUCAGGAGACGAACUCCACACAUUCUCAGGGGCCUCGUUCUCCAGGGAGACCCUCCUCCCUUUCUUUUAUCUGGGGGGAAAUGAAACCCACCUCAGUAUCUCCUGAGGAGACAAAAUUGGCCUCUCAGGCCCAGUUGGAGUUUCUCUUCACACCAGAAUGACUGAGAUGAAAACACUUGACAGUUUUGAUCUGUUUGCAGAGAACCUUUGAGAGAAGUCACAAUCAGCAGAAAUAAGAAAAGAAACAAAACUUGGGAUUUUCUCUUUCCUUCCCUUUCCCAGAAUUUCCUCUGCAGCUGAGUCCUUAACAAACCAUAACACUUUAACUGUGUCAAUUAACAAUCUGUUCAUCAAAAGGGCUCAGCCUCCACCAACUUUAAUCUUCUUUUCAUUGCUUGCCUACACCAACUAUUAAAAUACACACGUAUUCCUAGAAAACAGUCCCUUCCCACUUUUGCUACUAAAGCUCAUUUUAAGUUGUUACCUCACACAUAUUGUUUGUAUUUCCUUCCAACUAUAGCACCAACUUAACACGCUUCUUCCCCCCCCCCCCCCGUGCAAAUUUUAUCCUCACCACCUCUACACUUCCUCAGACAUAAGUAUCUCUGAAUUCUGUGAGGCCUCUGGCUCAUUGUUUUUGGGAUUGCUUCAUUAAUCUUUUGUAUUAACAAUUGGAUUCUCUGCAUCAGGGGUAGCCGACAUGGUGUGUCCUGGACAUGGUGUCGGACUACAACUCCCAUCAGCCCCUACCAGCAUGGUCAGGAGUCAGAGAUGAUGGGAGUUGUAGUCGAGCAACUUGGCUAUGUGUGCCCUAUGUAAGGCACAUGGAGACUUUGCUGUGGUCCCCAACUUAGUUAAUGGGAUGCACAACCAAUGACAUUUAUUUCAAAAUCGGCAGGAUCUCCCCCACCCCCUGGCUUUUAGUAACUAAAUAUACUUUAAUCUUUAAAAAUACAUUGUUUUCUCUAUUGCUGGUUUUUGAUGCUUUGUUAAUUGUCCAUGAUCUUAUGCUGUCGUUAUGGUUUUACAUAAUGUUUUGGGGGGAACAGCAUUUGUAUUAUUUUCAAUCAUUUUUCUUUUUGUAUUUUAUGGAUUUCAAAUUUUGGUUAUUUUGGAGGUAUAUGCAAGUUGAAAAAAAGAAGCAGUAUUAAAGAAAAGCUCCUAAACCUCCAUUGCAGGAUGCUGAGGAGCCCCUCAACUUUUUGUGGGUGUAAAAUGUGAUGUGUCAUUGAUGCAAUAAUAGUGCCUUAGUCGUGGAUUGACGCUGGACUAUCCACACAUCCACUGUGCUUCAGUAGCUAUUCUGCAAUAUUUCCAGAAUGUUUCUCUGUUAUUGCCAUUUGGAAGGGCACUCCUGGACUGUAAUGAAACAAAAGGGGACCAAAUAGAAAAUCACAACAGAACAUUUCUGGCAUUAAAAUUUAUGGGAUUUCUGAAGGAAGCAGCAGGACAUGGACUGAUAAGAAAUGAAGAAGUUAUGACCACUGCAAACAUUUAUAGGCAGAAAUGGUCUUGAAACUGGGAUUGCAUGAGUUCCCAGAGAGAGAUCAUCACAAUUACACAAUAAAAGGAAU
Messenger RNA from Podarcis lilfordi (Lilford's wall lizard), 10558 nucleotides. The record is from the annotation of a GenBank genome assembly. Lineage: Eukaryota; Metazoa; Chordata; Lepidosauria; Squamata; Lacertidae.